Molecule: messenger RNA, 2831 nt
Organism: Macrobrachium nipponense
Lineage: Eukaryota; Metazoa; Arthropoda; Malacostraca; Decapoda; Palaemonidae
Exons: 6
Coding region: 366-1487 (373 amino acids)
Molecular function (GO): oxidoreductase activity
Source: RefSeq, a predicted model, not a curated record
GGAAAUCACCGCUCACUAGGCUGAGAAUCUCUCUGUUCCUAUAAGUAAAAAAGAUCAUAUGGAUCUCACCACUGCAGCUUUCACUUGUUCCCAUAUUACUUUGGGUGGAGCAUCCAGGUCCCCUUUUCUCCCUCUCUCUCCCUCGACUGGUGGGAAUUGCGGGGGAGGGGGGGGGGGGGUGAGUGAGAAACGCGAGUCUCUGUCACACUUUCUGACGAUGAAUCAGUAGACUACUAACUGGUGCAGAGUUUAGUUGAUCGCAGACGUGGUUUUAACCAUUACCGGUAGUUCUGGAUGCUUUGUACGAUUCCGGUUUGGAUAUCUUAGAAGCAUUCAGACAAGUUUUUAAACUAUAAUUGACAGAAAUGGAUACAGAAGCUUCAACAAGACGCAAAGUUAUGUUUGAGGAAAAGGACCAUGGAAAAUACAAGUGCCAGACUUGUGACGAGUGUUGCUUUCUUAAGAAUCUUCAAAGAGAAGGCAGUGAGCGACCCUCUGAUUGUCAGAAUCUAGUGCUUCCUCCUCCCCCUCCGUGGUUCGACAAGGAGAAAUUCCGAAGAGGCCAGCUGUGGUUCCAGAGUAACUUCUUGUGCGUGAUAGUAAGCAACUUGAUAGGACUACUGUGCCUUCUAAGUUGCGAAUCCAUUUUGAAGGUUCUGGCCUUUACUAGAAGGUCGUCUGAUAUUGGCAAGGCAUACAAGAGGUACCUCCAUACUGUAAAUCACGUUAGACUCUGGUAUUCUCAAGAUAUCUUUGACCCUAGUACUAGGGCAUCAAAAUCCAUCCAGCUGGUGAGACGAAUGCACACAGUUUCUCACAUGGAUGCCAGGAAUGCCCAGAUAGCAAUGCCCUCGCAGGUAGACAUGGUUGUGACUCAGUGGGCCUUCUUUGGCUUGGUCUUGACGCACGGGCAGCAAUUGGGCAUCAAAGGCACGAAGGUUGACGAAGAGGCAUUCGUUCACUUUUGGAAGACGAUUGGAUACCUCAUGGGUAUAGAAGAUAGAUUCAACCUUGCCUUUGGGAGUGUGGACGAAGUGAGGAGAAACUGUCAUGCCAUCGUUCAUCAGAUGAUAAUCCCGUCAAUGAAGACUCCUCCUGAGGGCUUUGCUGCCAUGUCUGAUGCCCUGCUGGUUGGGGUCCAUCUCAUGGUCCCUCCUGUCGACCCUUCGGCGUUUAUGAACUUCACCAAGGGCCUCUUGGGAUUGGAGGAGGAUCUGCGGAGUCUAACAGUCUACUCUAGGUUUAUUUUAAAUAUUAUGAUGUGGAAUUUUAAUACGUGGCUCUACAUCCCAGUGCUUGGAGAUUUUCUUCGGCGCACGGAGAAUGGCCUCCUCAACUUCGCCCUCUUUGUGUGCAAUAUCCUUCCAAUGGUUCCUAGGUAUCCCUCUGUCACAGAGAGGAUUGUCAGCUUGUGGCGACAGCUGUUCAGAUAUAUUGUGGGGGUUGCCAAAGACAUAUGGGUUAUGUUAAGAGUACGUCAUUCCUAAUGUUUAAACAGUGUAAUUUACCUUACAUGCAACGCAUUUACUAAAUGACUGUGAUAGCACUGUAAUUCCUAUGUAGUAUAAUAUGCAUGUUGACAUUUCUAGACUAGGCACUUUGUGUAUCUCAGAUGAUGAUGGCUGCAACUUUCAUGCAGUUUCUAUAGUUUAGGUAAGUUGAAGUAUUAUUUUUAAAAAGACAGUAAGAUCCUUGUUCGUGGAUUUUACUCUUAGAUUUAUGAAUGACUUCACUUUCAUGUUCAAGAUGUAAAACUAUAAAAAAAUUCUGUUUCAGACAUACAUACAGAUUCUUGCUGUGUGACAUGUCGUGGUCAAAUUAUUUUUUAUACUCUGUUCUUAGAAAUUCAGGUCAUUACGGAACUUAUUUUAAAAGACAGCCAAUUGAUAUUUCUGAACAGAGUAUUGCGCUAUAGUAGAUUCACAUGAACCGUGCAUUUGAUGUCUGGGCCUGUCCCUUACCACGCUUCUGAUUGGCUGUUGGUAAGCCAAUCACAGGACUGGAAACUGACUCGAGAGAGAGUUUACAUGUUUAGUGUCUAUGUUCCACCUCUCCUGAGGUAUACGUCCUUCCAAAGUAUCCCUCAGGAGAGGUGGAUCAUACGUCUGGCCUAUGUGAACUCUCGAGAGAGACUGAGAGUUUCCAACCCUGUGACUGGCUUAUCAACAGCCAGUCAGGAGCGUCGUAAGAGGCUGGCCUAGACAUCAAAUGCACGGUUGAUGUGAAUCUACUAUAGUAAUGUAUUUUUGAACUGACAAAGUAUUGUACUUAGUAUUGAAGUCAGAGGGAUACCUCCAGUAUUGUAGCAAGGACGAAAGGUGUGGAUUAAACGUUUUAAAAAAUUGUAUGAAAUUUAAUGCAGUAUAUGAAGGAUACCUCAAUUAAUUACUUUAAAUAGGAUUCUGAGGAAACCUGAAAGCUCAGAAGUCACAGUUUGUGAUGAAAAGAAUUUUGUGGGUUGUAUAUUGUUAGAUGGGCAUCCAUGCCUGAAAGACUUCGGGCGGAGGCUUUUAAGAAAAAUGUUUUGUUUAGCACCAUCUUGAAUAAAUUUCUAUCCAGUACGCCUCACAGUUGGUUACAUUUUGCCACGUGCAUUGAAAAUCGUGCAGCAGUACUUUUGGAGAAGAAUUUUCAUGAAUAAUCAGGAAAAGUCGAAAAACAACCCCUGACUCGGCCUCGAGCAAUGUUACCCCUAACGAAAGGAAGCUCUACUGCUAGCGUUUAGACAUAGAAGCACACGCUCAUCUUUUGUUGAAAGAUAACAAAUCAGCCUAGCUCGUCAGGCCUUACAAUGUUUUCUGUAGAACGGAUAAUAAAAGGUAAAAACUGUU